AUGCAAUCCGCCCGGACGACCACCAGCAUCGCCAGCGGCAUCAAAUUUCUUCCUCCAUCGUCCACAGCACGGAAGGAGCUAUCGAAGCGAGAUCGUGAGUUGGAAGGGUCAGAUGUAAAAGCCCAUGCAGCAAAGAUUUCGCACCAGAAGCGCCGACAAAGAACGGAGAAAGAGGAGUUGAAGCUGGACCCGAGCAAGAAGCUCCUCACCGUGCUCGAGUUGGCCACACUUCUCUGCGGCUCUUCAGAUCCUUUCAACGCAUUUCCUAUUCAUGUCACUCCACAAAUCCAUCGCCUCAUAUCAUACAGCCGAGACGUGCUUCUAACGACUUUGACACUCCCAGAUUACAUGAGACGACUCACCUUGGAUCCGCCGAGAACCGUGACUUUCGAGAACUCGGAUCGGGUCAUUGGUGGAGCGAACUAUGCCGCUAUCAUCGGCAUGUUCCACCAUGCCACUGAGGGCGCCGUACUCGCCUGGCUGACGAGCCAUAUCCCUGGGAUCGUCACUGCAGCAUCUAAGGAGGUCACCCACGAUCUGACCAUUGACGGUCUCAAGAUGAAGCUACAGAGUAUCAAAUUGUUACGGCAAGAUUUGUCCAAAUACCACAAAUUGACAAGAGAUGCUAAAGGCUUAAUAAGGUUACAUGUGAGAGGACUUAUGGAAUCGGACUGUAUGGCAUUGGACCGAAACUCUGCAAAGGCACAUUUGAAAAUGCUCAUGCAGCUCGAUGACCCAUUCGGUGAUGAUGAACUCUCCCGAGCUACCGACGUGUCUGUCAUUAUCUUCAACAUCGUCGAACUUGCAAGCAAGUGCAUGGAAAGACCGCUCAUCCCGUUUGGGAGGUGGACUCACUCACGGCUAGCCAAUUACUGGGCAUUGUGCUAUCCUGCGUUGCCAGCCCAUCUCCCAGAAUACGACGAGGUCCACCCAUGCAUCCACCCGCCUGUACGGGAGGUUAUGAUCCGCUUGAGAUACUGCAUUGGAAUUUGCGAGUCACCACUGCCCACGGAAACCGCAGCCGAAAAGCUUCGUGGAAGCCUGGUCUAUGGCUGGAUUGCGACGAGGACACAGCAGGAUGUGGGACUGCUGCUUCAUCUGUUCUUCGACCUGAUUGAAGGCGAGACAGAGACAUCUGCUCGGACAGCCGGUCAACAACUGACCGAGGCAGCCAUCUGUCUAACUCUAGCACAUUGCGUUCGGAAAAGCGUGCUGGCAGCCGAAAUGGAAGAUUCGGGGAUCGACAUUCGAGAAGCGUCACAUGCCAUCAUGCCCAAGCUAGCAACAACCCUGCAGUGUGCGUUCUCUGUGUUGACGCCGCCUGAACGCCUUGAAUACACUGAGGUCUACUUUUGGAUGUUCUAUGUGGGUGCAAUGUUUGAAGAGAGGCAAAAGACCAGUAAGCGCCCGGUCCUGAUACGGAACGUCAAUGGCACUUCAGUCUUGUGGUUCUCGAAGCUGCUGGCAAGACAUGCGAGCAACCUUGGUGUACGGACUUGGAGUGACGCAAAAGGGAUACUCGAGAAAUUUGUCUAUGACCGGCAUCUGCAGCCAGAGGGACAUUUGUGGUUGGAAGACGUACUGUCCACUUUCGAAAGGCAGCAUGACACUCGCUCAGUGGGUUCGACGAGUGAAGAUUCCAGGCUGGCAGAUGAUGCUCCUUAUCCCAUGGGCUGGGAUCCAGCCGCCGAAGUCAGCCAUGAGCCGACCAGACUGCUUCCUUGUACGACAGAUACUUCUGAAUUGCAAACCCUUCUUCUGGUUGAUCGGAAGAGCGAAGGGCAAUAG
This is a messenger RNA of Exophiala xenobiotica, 1788 nucleotides long. RefSeq lists its product as uncharacterized. The transcript has a single exon. Lineage: Eukaryota; Fungi; Ascomycota; Eurotiomycetes; Chaetothyriales; Herpotrichiellaceae. The record is from RefSeq and is a predicted model, not a curated record. The coding region runs from base 1 to 1788 and encodes 595 amino acids.